CUUCAAUUAUCUUUUUAGAAAUGGAUUUCUUAGUUCAAGAUUACGAUAUGGUCGAUUCCGGGUCGGUUUCUGGGAGUGGAACUGGUCGUCCGGCGAAUUUUUCCGACGAAGAAGUGAUGUUAGCUUCGAGUUGUCCGAAGAAGAGAGAUGGAAGGAAGAAGUUCCGGGAGACGCGUCACCCGGUGUACCGUGGAGUCCGCCGGCGGAAUCACGGGAAGUGGGUCUCCGAAGUGAGGGAGCCCAAUAAGAAGUCGAGGAUUUGGCUGGGGACUUUUCCUACUCCGGAGAUUGCGGCGCGUGCGCAUGACGUGGCAGCGAUUGCCCUGAGAGGAAGGUCGGCUUGUCUGAACUUCGCCGACUCGGCUUGGAACCUUCCGCUGCCGGAUUCUUCCGACCCGAAGGAUAUCCAGAAGACAGCGGCAGAGGUGGCGAAGACUUUCCGAACGGCCAUGCAUCCGGAUGGCAACUCUACAAACAAAGCAAGGAGCGAUGAAAACACAGAGAUGGAGAAAACGACGGUGUCCGACAAAGGGCUCUAUUGGGACGAAGAGGCGCUGUUUGGGACACAAAGAUUUUGGGCGAACAUGGCUGCCGGUAUGAUGAUGUCACCUCCUCGGUGCGGGCACGAUGGCGAAUGGGAACAAGAAGAAAAUGACGCCGCCGAUGAUUAUGUACCUUUGUGGAGCUAUUCGAUUUAAACUUACAUCUAGUAU
Hibiscus syriacus is the source of this 713-nucleotide messenger RNA. RefSeq names its product dehydration-responsive element-binding protein 1D-like. Gene Ontology annotation, molecular function: DNA-binding transcription factor activity; DNA binding. The transcript has 3 exons. Gene Ontology annotation, biological process: regulation of DNA-templated transcription. NCBI's taxonomy places the organism in Eukaryota, Viridiplantae, Streptophyta, Magnoliopsida, Malvales, Malvaceae. The coding region runs from base 21 to 698 and encodes 225 amino acids. The record is from RefSeq and is a predicted model, not a curated record.